Molecule: messenger RNA, 1738 nt
Organism: Bradysia coprophila
Lineage: Eukaryota; Metazoa; Arthropoda; Insecta; Diptera; Sciaridae
Product: NADPH:adrenodoxin oxidoreductase, mitochondrial-like
Molecular function (GO): oxidoreductase activity
Source: RefSeq, a predicted model, not a curated record
AAUGUCAAAUUGGUCAUAACAACUUUCUAAAUUCAUAAAUUUCACUUUAAUGUUUACAAACCUUCACCGACUUUAUUUUGUAUUUCAUUCGGCAAGCAUUAUAAGACUAGACAGUAUUUGGGAAUACAAUGCAACCAUUACGAUCAGUCGUCCCUAGAAACAUCAUAAAUCAUUUUAGAAAGACAUUCGCAACAAGUGCCUUUAGUUCCGAAAAUAAAAAGAAAGUUUGCAUAGUCGGUGCUGGUCCGGCUGGAUUUUACGCUGCCCAACAUUUGAUCAAGAACCUACCCAACUGUUGUGUGGAUAUUGUGGAGAAAUUGCCCGUUCCAUUCGGGCUUGUCAGAUUCGGAGUAGCUCCCGAUCAUCCAGAGGUAAAAAACGUAAUCAACACAUUCACAAAGACUGCUGAAAAUCCGCAAGUGAGAUUUUUGGGAAAUCUUACCCUAGGGUUCGAUUUUACAGUUCAAGAUCUACGUGACCGAUACCAUGCCGUAAUUCUGUCUUACGGAGCCGAAAAAGAUCGUAAACUGAACAUCCCAAAUGAGUAUCCUUCCAAUGUUCUAUCGGCGCGUGAAUUUGUGGCCUGGUACAAUGGAUUGCCAGGAACCGAACAAUAUAAGCCGAACUUGAACGCACGUACAGUGGCUAUUAUUGGCCAGGGUAAUGUAGCAGUUGAUGUGGCACGCAUUCUUUUAUCACCGAUUGAUGUCUUGGCUAAAACAGACAUAACACGUUUCGCGUUACAAACUCUGUCCGAGAGUAAAGUUGAAAAUGUCUAUUUGAUUGGUAGACGGGGUCCACUACAAGCAGCAUUUACGAUAAAGGAGCUGAGGGAAAUGACAAAGUUACCAGGAGUAAAUAUUCUGUGGCGUGGUGAAGAUUUCGUUGGAAUAAAUGAAGAACUUCCCAAUCUGCAAAGACCGCGAAAGCGAUUGACGGAAUUGAUGUUGAGUAGUUUGUCGAAACAACAGCAACACGAGGUAGGGAAGAAAUCAUUUCUUCCAAUAUUCUUACGUUCACCGCAACAUAUCGACGGUUCGAAUAAUUUGGUCUUAUCGAUUAACAAUUUGGUUGGACAUUCUGCUGUGGCUACAUCAGUUACAGAAACGCUAGAAACUGAUUUAAUUAUGCGGAGCAUUGGAUACAAAUCGAUUUGUUUGGACAAGUCACUGAAUUUCGACGAGAAGCAAGGCCUCGUUAAUAAUGUUGGUGGUCGUGUGCUUAAGAAGCAGUUAACGGGAAGCGAUAACUCCAUUGACGACAUUGAAGACAAAUUCGAAAAAGGAUUGUAUGUUAGUGGAUGGCUAGCAACUGGACCAACUGGUGUUAUUUUAACAACAAUGAACAAUUCAUUUUCGGUCGCGCACACCAUAUGUGAAGAUUUUAAAACGGGAGCAAUCUCUUCCAGUACUACUAAGCCGGGGAUGGAUGACCUAUUAGUAAAUAAAACUGUUGUCACAUGGGACGGAUGGAAUCGUAUAGACAAAGCUGAAAUCGAAGCCGGUAAAAUACAUCAAAAGCCACGGGAGAAGAUUGUUAAUGUUAAAGAAAUGUUGACACUAGUUUCAUAGUCGGGUCUCGGCGGUUAUUUUUGUUAAAAAUAUUUUCUAUUUUGUUAUGGCGAUUUUUGCUCAGGAUGAUUGUUAGAUUAGAGAGAUCUGCUAUAUCCAAAAUAACGAAAGUUAAUUUCCAUAUUGACCGUUACAUCACAUUCGAACAAAUAAAUCAGAUCUAAUGA